Mesorhabditis spiculigera is the source of this 246-nucleotide messenger RNA. Lineage: Eukaryota; Metazoa; Nematoda; Chromadorea; Rhabditida; Rhabditidae. The record is from the annotation of a GenBank genome assembly.
AUGACCUCUGCUAACCUGCCCGAGCUGGCCACCCGGAAGAGCACCGGCAAACCCAACGCCACCAUCCUGCGCAAUCUCACCGAAAAUCUGCCGAAUUUUAACAAGGCGAAAGCGCAGAAGCUGAUGCUGGGUGGGGCGGCGAAUCUGGGCGAAAUCUUUCGCGGCACCCCGGAGAAGCUCGGCGAAUAUCUGCCCGACGACGGCGACACGCUCAGCCUGCUUUUCAAUUACAAUUUCCGCGACCAG